This is a messenger RNA of Aspergillus steynii IBT 23096, 1950 nucleotides long. RefSeq names its product tetratricopeptide repeat protein. The record is from RefSeq and is a predicted model, not a curated record. NCBI's taxonomy places the organism in Eukaryota, Fungi, Ascomycota, Eurotiomycetes, Eurotiales, Aspergillaceae. Bases 309 to 1838 code for a protein of 509 amino acids. The transcript has a single exon. Gene Ontology annotation, cellular component: intracellular anatomical structure. Gene Ontology annotation, molecular function: identical protein binding.
GACUGCUGUACUUGGUUUCAGUCUUGUCGAUUUGAUGUAUCCCCGUCGUUGAUGCUUUACUCAACUGCUAAAGAAAUCCCAUUCCACAUCAUGCAGUAAGUUCUACCUCCUGCCUCCCAAUCCCAUUCUAACACCACCCCAGAGACCAAGCGUACUUCAACCUCGGCCUACACCGUCGCCCAGUGACCACCUCGUCCCAGGAAGCCCAGCUCUGGUGCGACCGCGGCCUAGUAUGGGCGUACUCGUUCAACGUCGGAGAAGCCGAGCGUUGCUUCACACGAGCCCUCACCUACGACCCCAACUGCGCCAUGGCCCUCUGGGGCAUCGCCUACGCCGCCGGUCCCAACUACAACAAAGCCUGGCGAUACUUCGACCCCGCGGAUCUCCGCGCCUCGAUCCAAAGAGCCUCCGACGCCAUCGCCCACGCGGCCACGCUCCCUAACCACCUCACCACCCCCGUCGAACGCGCUCUCGUCUCAGCCAUCGCUGCCCGCUUCCCGUCCCCGGAUCGCAUCCCCGACGACCUGGCCCCCUUUGAUCGCGCGUACGCUGACGCCAUGCGUCCUGUCUACGCUCAGUUCGGUACCGACCCGGACAUCGCGGCGCUGUUCGCCGACGCACUCAUGUGCAUGACGCCCCGGGGGCUGUGGGAUCUCGACACCGGCGAGCCGACAGGGCCACACACCGUCGAGGCGCGGACGGUGAUUGAGAGGGGUCUAGCAUCCGCGACGGGUCGCUCGCACCCAGCCCUCUGCCACCUGCACAUCCACGUCAUGGAGAUGUCUCCGACCCCGGAACUGGCCCUCCCUGCGGCCGAUCGUCUGCGGUAUCUCGUCCCCGACGGAUCGCACAUGCUGCACAUGCCGACGCACAUCGACGCCGCGGUCGGCGACUACCGGCGCGCAAUCGACUCGAACCACGAGGCGAGCGUCGCGGACGAUAAGUACUUCGCCACCGAGACCGGGACCAUCUCGUACAUGGGGUACCGCGUGCAUUAUAUCUGCGCGAAGCUGUAUGCGGCGAUGAUGUGCGGCCGGUUUGCGGACGCGAUGGCCGCGGCGGAGAAGUUGGAGGAGGUUAUCACGGACGAGGUGCUGACGAUUACGAGUCCCCCUGUGGCGGACGCCAUUGAAAGUUUCCUGGGGAGUAAAGCGCAUGUGCUGAUCCGGUUUGGGCGGUGGGAGGAGAUCCUGCGCCUCGAGGUCCCGGGUGAUCGUGAGCUGAAGUGCGCUACCGCGGCGGUGGUUCUGUACGCCCGCGGCCUGGCGUAUAGUGCGCUUGGGCGAAUCGACGAGGCGGAAGCCACGCGGCGGGAAUUCGAGGACGCGCGCUCUGCGGUCCCCGAGUCUCGGUUGAACAGUAUCCCCUGUAAGCAGGUGGAUGUGCUGGGGGUUUCGUCGGCCAUGCUACACGGGGAGUUGGAGUACCGCAAGGGGAACUACGAGGUCGCGUUCGCGGCGUUGCGAGAGGCGAUCCGGCGCGAAGACGCGCUGCCGUACUCGGAUCCGCCGCCGUGGAUGCAGCCGGUGCGUCACGCGCUGGGCGGGUUGCUGCUGGAGCAGGGCCGCGUGGAAGAGGCCGAGGUGCUGUUCCGGGAGGAUCUGGGGUUCGCGAAGGGGUUUCCUCGGCGCAGAGCGAAGCUCAAUAAUGUGUGGGGUCUGCAUGGAUUGCAUGAGUGCUUGACGCGUCUGGGGAAGACGGAUGAUUUGCUUUUUGUCGAGUCGGCGCAUGCGAUUGCGGUUGCGACGGCUGAUGUUCCCAUCGUUGCUUCGUGCUAUUGUCGGUUGUCUGCGGUGGAGAGUGGGUGUUGCUCGGAGAAGUCUGGCUGUUGUCAAUAGAUGUGUCUGUUCUAUACUAUAUGAGUGAGUUCGGGUGGAAAAUAUGGCCCUGAUUUGAGUUAGGAGAAAUAGAACACAGGGUCAUUCAAUCGUUUUAGACCCGUUUACUCGU